Messenger RNA from Cylindrotheca closterium, 912 nucleotides. Lineage: Eukaryota; Bacillariophyta; Bacillariophyceae; Bacillariales; Bacillariaceae. The record is from the annotation of a GenBank genome assembly.
AUGAAAAUAUUGCAAAACAAGCUCCUCUCCACCUGUGGAAAUACGGCUCAUGGACGUCUUGCUUCUAAGUAUGCGACCCAUGGUGGACAAGCUGUGACAGCACGAACAAUCAUAUCUCGUUCCUUCCAACGUCGUUCCCACCAUCAUUUCAAUCGAUUAUCAAUACACAAAUUACACACCCUAAAACAAGGGAAAUGUCGAAACCUGGAUUACACAAGUCGUUCCUUUGCUCGAUCGUCGGGAACUGGUGGUAACUCACCAGAUGUUGAAAAGGCAGUUACGUUUAUUGUGAACGUUGGGUAUGAGAGAGAGAUCGCCCAGGGAGUUGCUGAUGCGUUAAAGGAGUCAGGAUUAUCAGGAACUGCUCUGUUGGCAACCGCAAGAAUGCUAGCAGGUCGAUGGGAAGUCGGCGAAGAUGAGGGACUAGAAGCCUUGGCAGCCAGUGUCAAGAUGAGCCUUUCCAAGACCGAGGGCAAGAAAACCAUAAAGGUUGUCGUGGUGCCACCCAAUUCAUGGAAUUCAGCUGAAGGGGAGGAGGACGAAUCUUAUGUCGACCAAGAAAGCAUGAUGGCUCGUGCCUUUGAAGUGGAAGCCUUGGAGGGUACUUCGUUGACAGAUGUGGCCAAGUUUGGAGAUGGUGAAGGGGCAUCCACCCUCGGAGAGUACAUAGAGUGUGCAUGUGCUGGAAUCAUGGCUUGUUCCACUUGUCACGUGAUUGUAGAUGAUCAAUGGUUUGAAAAAGUAGGAAAGCCAUGUGAAGCAGAACAGGACAUGUUGGACUUGGCGUAUAGUCCCCGGGAUACGAGUCGUCUUGGAUGCCAGAUUGUGCUCGACGAAAAAUUAGACGGACUGGUGGUCAAGAUUCCGAAGGGGGCCAACAACCUCAUGGAUUUUGUACCAUUCCAGGACUAG